UUGAGUUGCGGUGUAAAGAUGUGGGUCGCAGGAAAACGAAAAAUAACAAUAAUAAUAAAUAGGAACACGAUAAUGUCAGGCUCGGAGUUCACUAAGCAGGACUUGGGCAAAAACCCAAAGGUCUCAAAAAUCCGAUGUGGUGGACCUGCCAAAUAAUUCCAAUUGAAACCUUUAAAUGUGACAAAAAUAUGUUGGAACUUGAAAAGCGGACAAAUUCCCGGGAAAUAAGACCAAACUUAUAGCCAUGGUGGGCCGACUGUUGCGCUGCAUUCUUAUCUUAAUCCUCGUCAGCUUUACUGUCUUCUCGUACUUUUCGAAGUCAAGGACAAUGGGAAAACUUAACUAUUUUAAAUCAGAACCUGAUUCAGGAGACUUAUUAUUGAGUGGUAUAGUAUCCAAAGAUCCUGGAUCCCAGAAAUACAUUGACAGGAUACAGCGGCUGCGGGCCUUUAAAGAAAUUGAAGACGGAAACGGCAACAGCAGUGGCAGCAAAAUGAUUACUUCUAAUUAUCCUGAUUUUAAUGCCAAAGACGCCAUUGCCCGGAUCAGAAGCAGAAGAAUUGGACAGGGUCGGCUGCAGAUUUUGUUUAACUCUUUUUCCACAGAUAGCGGCAAAAAGAAAAAGGAAUUUUCGAAAGUGCUUCUAGACUCGAAACAUAUUUUAGGGAGGAAAUCAAUGGAAUUGCUUUCGAUAGAAACCGAAGUUCCCGUCCGAAUGCCUCUGGUACGAACUAUAUACGAGCCCGGUCACUUGGAUAAUGAAAUUGAUAAGGAAAGAAUAUGUCCCCGAGGAGGGUUGUACACAAAGUUGUUGGUACUGAUUACCUCAGCUGUCCAUCAUGAGGCGGCUAGGAUGUCUAUCCGGCAGACAUGGAUGCACUACGGGAGCCGGAGGGAUGUGGGGAUGGCUUUCAUUCUGGGACGAACCACCAACCAGACUUUGAACAAGGUCAUUGAACAGGAGGAUUUCAUGUACCGAGAUCUGAUAAGGGGACACUUCAUAGACUCGUACAACAACCUGACUCUCAAGACUAUCUCCUUGCUGGAGUGGACAGAUCUUCACUGUCCCAAAGCCAAGUACCUCCUUAAGACGGACGACGAUAUGUUCAUUAAUGUGCCCAAGCUGAUAACUCUCAUGUCAACUCUCAAAGCAAAUCGAUCGAUCUACGGCCGCCGGGCUGAGAAUUGGAAACCCAUCCGAAAUAAGUGGUCCAAAUAUCACAUAUCCUUCGCUCAGUAUGGGAAGGCCACCUUUCCCUUCUUCACCACUGGGCCCGCCUACCUGCUCACUGGAGACAUAGUUCACGCUCUGUACCUCCAGUCGCUGAAUACAGCCUUCCUAAAGCUGGAGGACGUCUUCACAACGGGAAUCGUGGCCGAAAGUCUGGAUAUCCGUCGGGUAAACGUACGCGAGAUCGCCAACACCCGCACAAAGUUCGAGGCGUGUCACAUCCGCGACCGAAUCUCUAUCCACAUGGUGCGAAACAACGAACAGUUUGAGUUGUGGAAGAUGUUACUGGACGAUACCAUUAAGUGUAUUAAAAAGUAAAUGCAUCUCGUUGCUUUAGCUGUCUAGAUCACUCUGUUAUAAGGUUGAAAAUAA
Molecule: messenger RNA, 1603 nt
Organism: Drosophila subpulchrella
Lineage: Eukaryota; Metazoa; Arthropoda; Insecta; Diptera; Drosophilidae
Product: beta-1,3-galactosyltransferase 5
Exons: 4
Coding region: 245-1549 (434 amino acids)
Cellular component (GO): membrane
Molecular function (GO): hexosyltransferase activity
Source: RefSeq, a predicted model, not a curated record